AUGGACGAGGAGAUGACAAAAAGCGAAGAGCAGCAUCUUAGUUUGCAAAAAGCCUUGCAGCAGUGCGAGUUGGUGCAAAAUAUGAUAGACAUAAGCAUUUCUAGUUUGGAGGGUUUACGGACCAAAUGUGCCACAUCCAACGACUUGACACAAAAAGAGAUACGAACGCUGGAGGGGAAGCUGGUGAAGUACUUCAGCCGCCAGCUGUCCUUUAAGUGCAAAGUGGCCUUAGAGGAGCGCAGUGCUGAGCUGGAGGACUUCCCUCGCCUUGGCCACUGGUUCCGCAUCGUCAACAUGAGGAAAGAGGUCACACAGGAGAUAAGCCCAGGUGAGGUGACCCUGGAGGGCUUGUUGGAGAUGAGUGAGGAGCAGGUGUGUGAGGUGCUGCAGAAGUUUGGUGCCAAUGAGGAGGAGUGUGCCCGGCUCAACGCCUCCCUCUCCUGCCUCAGUAAGGCCCACCAGCUCGGAGGGAGUCAGGCCAAGCAGGACUGGUCCAUCCAGUGGCCCACCUCUGAAUCGGGCAAGGAGAACACUCCGGUGUGCCAGCCGGAGCCCAGCCAGUGGAUCCGUUUCCAGCUGUCCCAAAGCCCUAAGGUCCAGUCCAAGUACAACCAGCACAUGUGCCACAGCCCCCAGGCCUUGGCCCCCCCCUUGUAUGCUGACCGGCUUACCGUUGACAGCCCUGCUACAGGACUCUUCCCUCCCUUGGACUCUGGUCACCGCUCUCUGCCCCCAUCACCCCGCCAGAGGCAUUUUGGCCACACGCCUCCGCGGACUCCCUUGGUGGUCAACACCAUGACCCCGCCUGGCACGCCUCCGAUGCGCCGAAGGAACAAAGUGAAGGCGCCAGGAACGCCACCUCCUCCCAGCCGCAAGCUCAUCCACCUGCUGCCAGGCUUCACUGCGCUGCACCGCAGCAAGUCCCACGAGUUCCAGCUGGGGAACCGCCUGGAUGACAUGCAGACACCCAAAGCCAAGAAGAAGACCAAGCCCUUGAACCUUAAGAUUCACAGCAGCGUGGGCAGCUGUGAGAAUCUGCCCACGCAGCGCUCGCCCCUCCACACCGAACGAUCCCUGCGUUCCUUCUUCUUCCCCUCCUUCAUCCCCUCCACACCUCCUGUCCACGCCGAAACACCUUCUGCAAACACUCUCUCAGUGCCUCGCUGGUCCCCACAGAUUCCCCGAAGAGAUCUGGGAAACUCGAUAAAACACAGGUUUUCCACCAAGUAUUGGAUGUCCCAGACAUGCAUAGUGUGUGGAAAGGGAAUGUUGUUUGGACUCAAAUGUAAAAACUGCAAGCUGAAGUGCCACAACAAAUGCACCAAAGAAGCCCCACCUUGCCAUUUAUUGAUCAUUCAGCGAGGCGCUCGUCUGGUACGGACCGAAUCAGUGCCAUGUGACAUCAACAACCCGCUCAGGUACACAGACCUGCACAUCAGUCAGACGCUCCCCAAAACCAACAAAAUCAACAAGGACCACAUCCAGGUCCCGUACCAACCGGACUCCAGCAGUAAUCCUUCCUCCACCACCUCCUCGACCCCCUCCUCCCCGGCCCCACCCCUGCCCAGCAGUGCCACGCCACCGUCGCCACUACACCCCUCCCCGCAGUCAGCACGGCAACAGAAGCAGUUCAACUUGACAGCCUCCAGUUACUUCAAAUACAAGCAGCAGUUCAUCUUUCCAGAUGUUGCUCCAGAGGCUCCUCCCAGCAGAGCACCCCAGGUCAUCCUGCACCCUGUCCUGUCUGAGCCGGGGAAUGAGGGCAACCCUUUACUUCAAAUCGAAGUUGAACCCACAUCAGACAAUGAGGAGGGCAACGACGAGGAUUCUGGCGACGAGUUUGAGGAGAUGAACCUGUCGCUGCUGUCGGCCCGCAACUUCCCGCGCAAGGCCAGCCAGACCAGCAUCUUCCUGCAGGAGUGGGACAUCCCCUUCGAGCAGCUGGAGAUCGGCGAGAUGAUCGGUAAGGGGCGCUUUGGCCAGGUUUUCCACGGGCGCUGGCACGGCGAGGUGGCCAUCCGCCUGAUCGAUAUCGAGCGCGACAACGAGGACCAGCUGAAGGCCUUCAAGCGGGAGGUGAUGGCGUACCGCAACACUCGGCACGAAAAUGUGGUGCUUUUCAUGGGCGCCUGCAUGAGCCCACCACAUCUGGCCAUCAUCACUAGCUUGUGUAAAGGCAGAACAUUGUACUCCGUGGUGCGCGAUGCCAAGGUUGUCCUGGACGUCAACAAGACCCGACAGAUCGCACAGGAGAUGGUUAAGGGGAUGGGAUACCUCCACGCUAAAGGGAUCUUACACAAAGACAUGAAGUCCAAGAAUGUGUUUUAUGACAACGGCAAAGUAGUCAUCACUGAUUUUGGACUCUUCACCAUAUCUGGGGUUCUGCAGGCUGGAAGGAGAGAAGACAAACUGAGGAUCCCCAGUGGCUGGCUGUGUCACCUGGCCCCAGAAAUCAUCCAACAGCUCUCUCCUGAAACAGAGGAGGACAAACUUCCCUUCUCCAAACAGUCAGAUGUCUUUGCUUUCGGCACCAUCUGGUAUGAGUUGCAUGCACGUGAGUGGCCUUACAAGAGUCAGCCAGCAGAGGUGAUCAUAUGGCAGAUUGGCAGCGGGAUGAAGCCCAACCUCACCCAGACUGGCAUGGGCAAGGAGAUAUCAGACAUUCUGCUUCUCUGCUGGGCUUACAAGCAGGAGGAGAGGCCCAGCUUCUCCAAGCUGGUAGAUUUACUGGAAAAGUUGCCAAAAAGGAAUCGUCGCCUUUCCCACCCAGGGCACUUCUGGAAGUCAGCUGAGUAUGUCAAAUGAGUUAGGGACACAAACAAAAACAGCAACUAUA
Myripristis murdjan (pinecone soldierfish) is the source of this 2836-nucleotide messenger RNA. It is a transcript of the gene ksr2, whose product is annotated as kinase suppressor of ras 2. The coding region runs from base 1 to 2805 and encodes 934 amino acids. Gene Ontology annotation, cellular component: cytoplasm. Gene Ontology annotation, molecular function: ATP binding; protein kinase activity. Gene Ontology annotation, biological process: calcium-mediated signaling; protein phosphorylation; Ras protein signal transduction. Lineage: Eukaryota; Metazoa; Chordata; Actinopteri; Holocentriformes; Holocentridae. The record is from RefSeq and is a predicted model, not a curated record. The transcript is spliced from 20 exons.